Blumeria graminis f. sp. triticale is the source of this 738-nucleotide messenger RNA. NCBI's taxonomy places the organism in Eukaryota, Fungi, Ascomycota, Leotiomycetes, Helotiales, Erysiphaceae. The record is from the annotation of a GenBank genome assembly.
AUGGGGCUGACACUUGAAAAGACUUAUGAUGGUGGCAUAUCAGAAUCUUCAAAGCAUGAAGCUCAUGCGGGAUACACGUAUUGUGCUAUUGCAGCGCUUUCACUUCUUAACCGACUUCCCAAUCCUGCUGAAACACCAGAAUAUUCCACACAGAUAUUAACCAACAUUCCAGAGACCAUACGCUGGCUUGUGUCGAGACAAACAGAAUAUCGAGAAGAUGAAGAAGAUGAAGAACACGAGAUAGAAGAAAAUAACGAGGAAGGCCACCAGGAUAUAAACUCAACAUUAAAUGAUAUUAGUUCGGAUUUUCAUGGCGGAUGCUUUAUAGGAUUCAAUGGAAGAUGUAACAAACUAGUCGAUACUUGUUACGCUUUCUGGGUUAUUGCAUCUCUAGAUCUGAUUUUCAGGGGCCAAGCAAACUUGGUAGAUAAACUCGCAGCUCGUCGCUUCCUCUUGAAACAAACUCAACAUCAGAUAGGUGGUUUCAGUAAAAUACCCGGAGACCCCCCAGAUAUUUAUCACUCCUAUCUUGGCCUUGCUGCAUUGGCAUUGAUGCGAGAACCAGGUCUCAAAGCACUUGAUCCGGCACUUUGUGUUAGCCUAGAACACAGGAGCAGAAUUCUGCAAUUACGAGAUGAUGCAUUAGUACCAACACAUAUAUAUUGGAAGCAUGGUUACUGCUUUUUAAUUCGGGAAGAUGACACAGAAUUUGAAUCUGAGACUACCUGCGAGAUAUAG